Molecule: messenger RNA, 1571 nt
Organism: Setaria italica (foxtail millet)
Lineage: Eukaryota; Viridiplantae; Streptophyta; Magnoliopsida; Poales; Poaceae
Product: protein IQ-DOMAIN 1
Exons: 4
Coding region: 183-1469 (428 amino acids)
Molecular function (GO): protein binding
Source: RefSeq, a predicted model, not a curated record
CCCCCGGGACUCGUAACCGAAGCCGCACAGCGGCCAAGGCACACGUUCCCCACGUCCCCUCGAGUCCCCGUCCCAUUUGGCCGUUUUCGCCUCGGCCUCGUCGUGGGAGCACCGGAGCAGCGAGCGAGAGAGAGCGGGGGAAAGUUUGUGGUUUUGGCGUUGCGGUUGCGGUUGCGGCGUCGAUGGGGGCAUCGGGCAAGUGGAUCCGGGCGCUGGUCGGCCUACCCGGCGGCGCGGGCGCGGGGAAGGGCCGGAAGUGGAGCCGCCUGUGGCGAAGCUCUUCCUCACAGCGUGGGAGCAGCGCACCGCCGUCGGAGGCGCCGUCCGAGGCCGACGCGCUCAUCAGCAGCUCCCUCGUCGCGGCGGUCGUGCGCGCGCCGCCCAGGGACUUCCGCGUCAUCCGGCAGGAAUGGGCCGCCGUCCGCAUCCAGACCGCCUUCCGCGCCUUCCUGGCGCGGAGGGCGUUGAGGGCGCUGCGGGGGAUCGUGCGGCUGCAGGCGCUCGUGCGCGGCCGCCGCGUGCGCAAGCAGCUCGCCGUCACGCUCAAGUGCAUGAACGCGCUCGUGCGGGUGCAGGAGCGCGCCCGGGACCGACGCGCCAGGAUCUCCGCGGACGGCCGCGACUCGCAGGACGUCCUCGACGAGCGAACCGGACGCGCCGAUCCCGUCAAGGAAGCAGAGGCUGGAUGGUGUAAUAGUCAAGGCACUGUGGACGACUUAAAAUCAAAGAUGCACAUGAGGCACGAGGGGGCAGUAAAGAGAGAAAGGGCAAUUGCAUAUGCUCUCUCUCACCAGCGGAGUUCAAGCCACAGUGGGAGGCCUAGCUCUCCAGCUGCAUCUCUCAGAAAUCAUGGAACUAACAGAAACAAUCACAACUGGAGCUAUUUUGAAGGGUGGAUGGCAACAAAACCGUGGGAGAGCCGCCUUAUGGAGCAAAACCAUACUGAACAGUCCACCAAUUCUCGGUGUUCAGAGAGCAUUGAGGACAUGAAUGCAGUUAGCUCAAAGCUUGCAGAUGUAAGCUCAGUCAAGAUCAGAAGAAACAAUAUGACAACUAGGGUGGCAGCUAGACCUCCUUCCACAAUCUCAGCUUCUUCUUCAGAUUUUGUUUGUGAUGCAAGCUCUCCAUCAACUUCCUCGGUCACCCCAGUGUCUGGCACCAAUUUCCUAACUUCGGAGAGAAGAUCUGAUUGUGGACAUGGAGGUGGACCGAACUACAUGAACUGGACCAAGUCGGCUAAAGCGAAGUUGAAUGGUUCUGGCACACAUAAGCCGCCGCUUCAAAGGCAACGGUCCUCUGAUCUGCCCUGUAACAGCAGGACGGCGUUAUCUUCUGUAGACGUUCAAAGCACCGCUGGCUCAGAGGUUUCAGUUACUUCAAAGAGGUUGAACAGUUUGACUCUGAGAGGUCGAGGCACUAGAAGAAGUUUGGACAAGGAGAAUGAUGGCCAGCCUGUUGCCUUGUUUUAGAACUUAGGCCUACUUAUUUCCAUAAUGCUAUACUUUAGGCAUAUUGAUGUUGACUUGUAUGUAUGCUCUGAUUUCAAUGCCUCGUUGCUCAUUUUGGCACCA